UGUUUUAACAUUUGCAAUGUGUACUUGAUUUGCCAAUCUUAUUUUUAUCCCUUUCUCUUUUUAUGGGCGAAUUCAGGGACCAUGUUUGAAAAAUUGGAGUAUGAUUGAUGGAGAACAUUGCAAUUCGCUGUCGGGAACCAUAUGUGCAAUGGAAGCCAGCAUUAUUCGUCUCCCUGUUGUGGAAGGAGCUAAGGCAGAAGUUCAAAAUGUGAAAGAUGCUUUUUCUUCAGCCGUUGACGUGAUGCAGGCACUGGGAUCUUCAAUGUGUUCUUUGCAACCGAAGCAGACAGACAAGUUUGUUGAGCAAUCUAUAUGUGCUUCACUAGGAAACAACUUCUACUCCUUAAAUUCAAAGCUUUUUCGAUGAAGUGAUGGGUCAUAUAUGUGAAUUCUGUGGAGAGCAGCGGUCAAUUAUAUAUUGCCGGUUUGAUGCUGCUUGCUUAUGUUUGUCGUCCUAAUGCAACAAAUAUUACUCCAAAGUUAAUAUAUGUACUUGAUUGGGGCAUGAACUUGAGUUUUCAUAUUUCAUUGUGUAAAUUGUCGGACCAAAUCCUCGAGAUGAUAAAAAAUAUCAUUCAUUGGACCUCGAAGGUGGACAAUCUUAUUCAAGCCAAAAAUGAAGACUUAUUUGAGUAUUCAUGUUAAUGUACUUAUAAAAAAAUUAAUUCAUUUUAGUGUCAUAAUUAAGGAACAAUUCUGAUAGAUCUACCCUUAAAUUUAUUUCAUCACUAAGUGACAAUGUUUGCUUUCAAUAAUAUUUAUACAGUUGUGUUUGGUAGC
This is a messenger RNA of Capsicum annuum, 780 nucleotides long. RefSeq names its product QWRF motif-containing protein 9-like. Lineage: Eukaryota; Viridiplantae; Streptophyta; Magnoliopsida; Solanales; Solanaceae. Bases 101 to 367 code for a protein of 88 amino acids. Gene Ontology annotation, biological process: centrosome cycle; spindle assembly. Gene Ontology annotation, molecular function: microtubule binding. The transcript is spliced from 3 exons. Gene Ontology annotation, cellular component: centrosome; cytoplasm; nuclear microtubule. The record is from RefSeq and is a predicted model, not a curated record.